CUAACCACGGUAAGCUAAAACUACAGCUAACCUUUAUUAUCAUUGUGUGAUCUGUCUAUGGUACACUGUAGUACUACCAAAAACAGCUUCAGAUGUGCGUGGGUUUUGAUUAAUAACGUAGUUCUUCUUUCGAUGCUGAGGUGCACUUAUCAAAAAAAAAAUACAUACCUACAGUACGUUUAAACAAGAAGCAUAACUUAUCUUGCAUUAUACGAGAUAUUUUUGUUAUUCUUUCUAUCUCUUUCUGGCUCGUGUAUUAUUGUGAUUGUGUUUUAUCGCGUGUUUUGCCAACUUUUUCUCAAACUCGAAUAUUUUGCUAGAACGAACUAGUUCACUAGUAUAUGAUUUUACUGUGGCAAUUUUGAAACUUUGAAUUCUUUUUUUGUACGAAUUUGAUUCGUAUUUGUGAACAAUUUUUUUUUUUGAACUUGCUGUGUGAUCGAUUUGAUUUUCGAACCGGUUGACUUCGAAGAAGCCAUGAAGCAGAUAACUUUACCUUGUGGAGAUUGCUACAAUCCUGGUUAUUUACCCAAUGUAAAAAUGGAAUACGCCGGCAGCGAGUACUCGAUCGAUUUAUCGAUGAAUAAAUCCUACGACAACGGCUCGCCUCCGCCCUCGAAAUGCUCCCCAGACCGCUACACGCCACCUUACGAUAUCAAAGACGAAGAAUCCGGCCACCAUUUAGAAAAAAUGAAGGACUUCAUCGUCUCGAAGAUCCCCUGUUCUUCAGACACCACUGCUCCCGGACUUACCUCAUCAUCGUACCCAGCUCCAAAGCUCGGUCUCGCCUCAGUCAUGCCUCUGACCCCACCUCACCAUCAUUUCACCCACUUCCCGUCGGUUUUCUCGAUGCCAGCGGCCAAUAGAGGAUGCAUUUAUAACACUUCGUAUUUCAUGAACUUGAACGUACUCGGAUGCGACAUGGGCCCUAAGUUCUUCCCAAGGGCUACUCAAUUGCCCAAUGUUUCGUCGACUGUCCCGUCUCCUUCGCCUCCUCCCGCAGCUCCGGGCAGAAGAAGCGCCAGACCUAAGAAGCAGUUCAUUUGCCAGUACUGCCAACGUCAGUUCACCAAGAGCUACAAUUUGCUCAUUCACGAGAGGACGCAUACCGACGAAAGGCCUUACUCGUGUGACAUUUGCGGCAAAGCUUUCAGAAGACAGGACCACCUCAGAGAUCACAGAUACAUCCAUUCGAAAGAUAAACCUUUCAAGUGUAAUAUCUGCGGUAAAGGGUUUUGUCAAGCGAGGACUUUAGCUGUGCACAAAAUCAUCCACAACGAAGAACCACCCCACAAAUGUAACAUUUGCAAUAAACCGUUUAACCAGAGAUCGAAUCUGAAUGCUCAUUUGCUGAUACAUCGAACGCCCAUUAAACAAAAGACCGGAUUUACUAUCGCCGAAAUAUUAAGGAAAUAUUAAUUUAUUUUUACAUCCUCCUUCUCCUCUUCUUCCUCAUCAUGUCACGUAAUUUAUUACCACGCUGUUUCUUUUUGCACCAAUCGAUGUACCUACCUUAUAUGCUUUAUCCUGUUCCUCUUUCCUCGUCCUUUUUCUUUAUUCCUUGUUUGUUUUCCUCGUGUAUAUCACACGCUUAUAUGAUCUCAUUGAAUAUUUCCUAAUUUGAAUAGGAAAUCAUGCUGAUCUAUUCGAUAUGGUUUUCUUAUAUUAUACUAUCUACUUUAUUUGUUACGUUGUUUUUUGUUUUUCGUUUUUCUUUCUUUAUAGUUUUAUCUUUAUUAAUUAAUAAGUAUGGGAUUUAUUUUUUUUUUGUUUAGGUUUAAACUCGAAGUUACCUCUUUUAUUAUUAUUUUAGGAUUUGUAUAUUUUAUAAGGUUUGAUAAAUUAGGUUUGUUUUUUCCAUUCUUUCGCCAUCGUAAUGCUAUAUUUUUUUUCAUCGGAAUACGAUACCUAUAGGUUAACGAGUUAUUUAGUUCCUUAUUGUCCAAAAUUUACUUUAAUAUCAUUAUUUUUGAGAUUUUUCAUUUGGUUCCUAUGCAUCGUAGUUUUAUGUUUUUAUUUGGUAAAAUAAAAUUAUUACGUUAUAAAUGCAAAAAGAUGUUCUAAUAGUUGUAUCGAUUGAAGUACAUACUUAUCCGACUAAUACUCUAUAAUUAUUAAUUUUCGUUUUCAAGCCCACCUUUAUUAGUACCUUUUCACCGCUUUCGUGAAGUCUCUAGUCCUUUACACUCCACCUCCAAAUACGUAAUUAAAUUUCUACAACUACCUGAUUCCCCUUAUUUCUUUUCCUUCCUUUAGGGUCGAUUGUUUUAAACGUUGUUUUCGAUCAUUUGCUGCUGUUUUCUUUUUUUUAAAAAAGGUACUUAAUUAUUUUCAUCGUCUCUAGAUUGUACAUAAGAAAUUUUAAUUUUUCGUUUUACGUAAAUGAGUCCUACUGGUUUUUAAAACACGAUCACGCGUAUAGUUUCCUAUUAUAGGUAUACUUAAAUAGCCUAUAGCCGAGUUUCCUUUUAUUAUUUAUCUAUCUCUUAUCUUAUAUAUAUGCUAUAAUAUGCAUCGCAUAUAUGUACCUAUAGCUAGAGUUAUUCAUUAUUAUACCUACCUAGAAUUAUUAUUUGAAAGUUAAUUCGAAAUUCAUCUCCAAAGAUUGCGAUGACUGAUUGUAUAAUGUUAAAUGUUUCUAUAUUUUCCUUUUUAUUUUGGUAUCGUUUGUAUAACGAACAUGUAAAUGUAAGUACGUACAUAAAUGCGUUAAAAAAUAAGAUGAAAAAAUUGUUUUUUUCUUUCUUUCCUCUUUUUUUUCGAAUGAAAUAAAUGAUCUUUAUUUUUCUUUUAUAAA
Molecule: messenger RNA, 2797 nt
Organism: Planococcus citri (citrus mealybug)
Lineage: Eukaryota; Metazoa; Arthropoda; Insecta; Hemiptera; Pseudococcidae
Product: protein odd-skipped-like
Exons: 3
Coding region: 478-1419 (313 amino acids)
Biological process (GO): embryo development; regulation of transcription by RNA polymerase II
Cellular component (GO): nucleus
Molecular function (GO): DNA-binding transcription factor activity, RNA polymerase II-specific; RNA polymerase II transcription regulatory region sequence-specific DNA binding
Source: RefSeq, a predicted model, not a curated record